[Torrubiella] hemipterigena is the source of this 1944-nucleotide messenger RNA. The record is from the annotation of a GenBank genome assembly. NCBI's taxonomy places the organism in Eukaryota, Fungi, Ascomycota, Sordariomycetes, Hypocreales, Clavicipitaceae.
CUUCGCCCACCGUUUCCAAGGCUAAAAAGUAACAUUUGCUGGGAUAUCCGUAACUUGUUUCUCAAAGUUGGUUUUUGAGCCACAACGCCAUGGAAAAAACAAACCUCGCCGCUCCCUCUCCCGCAGGCGAGGACUCUGAUUGUCUCUCGAAACAAGAAAAACCAGAGCCUGGAUUCAAAGAAAGCACUGUGCCUCCAGCGCGCUUCUGGUUCCUCACCGUUGGCGUCUGUCUUGGCCUUGUGCUCUCCAUGAUCGACACCUCCAUCGUCGCUACUAGUAUCUACGAUAUCGGCGUUGAAUUUAAAGACGUCCGCCGCGUCAAUUGGGUUGCUCUGGCCUACACACUUGCGUACCUAGGCUGUGCAGUGACCUUUGCGCGCAUCUCCGACGUAGUGGGCAGGAAGGCAGCCUUUGUUGCAGCGUAUAUAAUCUUCUUUGCCUUUUCGCUGGGAUGCGGCUUUGCACAGACCCUUGAUCAGCUUAUUGCAUGCCGCACAUUCCAAGGAAUCGGCGGCUCUGGUCUCUACUCUCUCUCUAUGAUCAUCUUGCCGGAGGUUUGUCCGAAUCAUCUUAAACAAUACAUGGGCAGUGUAAUCGGUCUGGUUAUUGCUGUUUCAGGAGCCCUUGGACCUGUUCUAGGCGGCAUCUUGACGCACUACACCACUUGGAGAUGGGUCUUUUGGAUAAAUGGCCCGGUUGGCUUCGUCUCGCUAGUCAUCUUCUUCCUCGCUUGGCCGAAAUCUGACCAGCUGCCAUCUACUGCAAGGCGAUCGUGGAAGGAGUUUGACUAUGUCGGCUCCUUUCUGAUCAUCCCUGCCGCCGUGCUCGUCGUCUACGCAUUCCAAAACGAAGGUGCUUCUGCGCACACGGCUUGGGGCACCGUUGGUUUCAUUGUGCCGCUGACCAUCGGCCUUAUCCUCUGGCUGGCCCUGUUUGCUUGGGGCUACGUGGUUAGCCGUUUCUUCGAGGGUCGUGUAGCGCUCACCUUUCCCAUCAAUCUCUUCCGCAACAGGGCAUACGCAACUGCUGCCAUCUCCACGCUCUUCCUUGGAUUUCCCUACUUUAUUCUUAACUACGCCUUGCCACUCAGGGCGCAGGUCGUAAGCGAGAAAAAUGCGCUGGUGGCCGGUGUAAUGCUGCUCCCCAUGCUCGCCUCGUCAGCUGUGGGCACUAUCAUUGCGGGAUUCGCAAGCAGAAAGAAAAACUACAUUUUCGAGACGAUGCUCGUUGGUGCUUGUUUGAUGACUCUAGGCGUCGGGCUGCUCACCAUGAUCCACGAUGACGGAGACGACGCCAAGGCACUUGGCUUCAUCGUGUUUGUCGGCCUUGGGUUCGGCUUGACCGUCGCAUCCGCCACGAUGCAGACGUCGUAUGAGGUAUCCAUUGUAGACUACGCACCUGCUCAGGGCAUUAUUGCACAGUUGCGAAUUCUUGGAGGCAGCUUGGGCAUAUCUACCUCGACUGUCUUCCUCAACAGCAAAAUCACUGAAAUCCUAUCCGGGCUUCUGACACCCCAGGAACAGGCUACUCUCGGUCACGAUGGGCCACCACUUUCACCUCAGCAACGCAGCGCUGUGCACCGUGCCUACUCAGAAGCCUUCCAUAGUGAUAUGUUAGCUGCAGCUGCAGUAUCCGGCGCGGCAAUCCUGGUGGUUCUCGCCUCCUAUCGUCGCGGACGGAAGCUUGUGCAAGAGCAGCAAGAUGCCCGUGUUCGCGAGGAGAUAGCACGCAGAGCGCGAUAGUGUCAAGCAUCUCACUAUCCAACACUGCCGCUAAAGAGGGGUGCUACAUGGGCACACCUGGUGUGUUUGCCCUGUGCUAGUUAACUAAUUAAUAGACUUUAGAGAUAUUCCGUUUUAUGGCUUAUUUGACGCCAUCUGUAUGUUUAUUCAAUACACGUUACUUAUCUACACCUUGUGGACUCUCAGUCGCGAUGCUUUCAAC